Aspergillus uvarum CBS 121591 is the source of this 959-nucleotide messenger RNA. Its product is annotated as serine-leucine-rich repeat protein. The record is from RefSeq and is a predicted model, not a curated record. Bases 91 to 657 code for a protein of 188 amino acids. The transcript is spliced from 2 exons. Gene Ontology annotation, cellular component: DASH complex; mitotic spindle. Gene Ontology annotation, biological process: attachment of spindle microtubules to kinetochore. Lineage: Eukaryota; Fungi; Ascomycota; Eurotiomycetes; Eurotiales; Aspergillaceae.
GUUGGAUCAAUUCCACCUGCAGCUCAUAAUCUACUGCCUACAGCCCAGCAUCACUCUCCCAACCACCGACCAGGCUUCCCAGAAAAGAGAAUGUCCCACCUCGACGACCUCACCGACCCCGCCAGCGUCAGCAUCAAAGACGACCCCUCCGCCGCCGCGAUGACCCCCGACGAAGACGACGACCACACCAACCCCACCAGCAACAACAACAGCAACAGCAACAGCAACAGCAACAGCAACAGCAACAACCCCCUCCUCAACCCCUCCAACCCCCUCGUCUCGGAUCUCGAGCAGGAAGUCCUCGACGAGUACGCCCGGUUACUCGGGAACGUGAACGCGCUCUCCACCAAACUCGCCGACCUCGCCGGCGCCCCCGCCUCCAUGACCCUCGACGGCCUCCGCCAUCUCGAGCGCAAGACCGCCACCGUGUGCACGCUGCUCAAGGCGAGUGUGUAUAGUAUUGUGUUGCAGCAGCAGAUGAUCAAUGAGUCGGAGGGGCAGCAGUUUGCCGGCCAGGGGCAGGGGCAGGAGUUUGGGGAUGCGAUGGGGUAUGAGAGGGAGCAGCAGGGGGAGCAGGACGAGCAGGGGUAUGGGUAUUAUGAUGAGGGGCAGGAGCAGGGACAUGGGCAGGAUGUCAGUCUUUUGGGACGGUUUUGACUUUCUCGGGAAUUUUCUUUGGGAGUGGGGGGGAGGGAGUAUGGGUUGGUGCUUCGGAGUUUGGGUAUCGUUUGUCUGCUGUCUGUUGUAUACCCCUGCUUUUUUUUUAAACUGGUUAGGUGCUGUGGGAUGAAAAUGGUUAUGUAUUUUCUUACUUCGAAUGGGGACGAGGAACGGGGUUAUCUCAGUUCUAUUAACCACACAUGGGCUGGAUACAGGUUUACUAAAGAAAUCUCCCAAGACAAGGAGCAGGUUCUCAGUUCUAUCAUAACCGAACAUAGGCUGGAUACAAAUACAGGUUG